AUGUUAUGUAUUUAUUGCGAGAAGCUUAUUAGGGGUGGAGGAAUUAACCGGGUUAAGCAUCAUUUGGCUGGAAAAGGCGAAGAUAUUGAGGCAUGUCGAAAGGUGCCAACUGUGGUGAGACACCAAUUCAAUCAAAACAUUGAAGAUCUUCGAACCAAGAAAAGGAAAACUCAAGAAGAAUAUGCAGAAAGUUAUAAUGCUUGUGAUGAAUUUGAAAGGGAAUUUGAUGAGAUUGAACGUAAUGAGAUGCGACAACAACAAGCAUCAAGAAUUCCAGCACCUAGCUCUAGAAAGAGAGUUGGAAAACAACUCAAGGGAUUACAAUCCUUUUUUCCACCGGCAGCAACACUUGGAGCUCAACCAACUAUCAAAAGUGUUCUCCAAAGCAAAGAAAUUGUGGAAAAGUGUGAUAUUGCUAUUGCAAGAUUGAUGAUGGAUGCCUCUCUGUCAUUCAAUGCGGUUAAUUCAGCUUAUUAUCAGCCGAUGAUCGAUGCUAUUGCAAACAUGGGUGCAGGGUAUAAAGGGCCAAAUUAUCAAAGAGUUCGUGGAUAUUUGUUGAGUAAAUUGGUUGAAGAUGGAAAGAAGAUGAUUGAAGAUUAUCGUGUGAUUUGGAAACAAAUUGGAUUUUUUCUAAAGUCAAUUGAUGCUUCUCAUAUCUCGAAAACUGCUGAGGCUUCAUUUAAGUUGCUUAGGGAUGUUGUGUUAUUUGUUGGUCCUAAGAAUGUUGUACAUAUAGUGACGGAUAAUGCUGCAAAUUACGUUGCUGCUGGAAGGUUGUUGGAAUCGGAGUUUCCUAGAUUGUAUUGGUCUCUUUCUGCGACACAUUGUAUUAAUCUGAUAUUGCAGGAUAUUGGAAAGUUAGUGGAAGUGAGUGAAACUAUGUCACAAGCUUCAAUUAUUACGAAGUUUAUCUAUAAUCACUGCCAUCCUUUGUACUUGAUGAGAAAGUUCACAGGCGGACGAGAAAUGCUUCAUCCAGCUCCAACUCGAUUCGCCACUAAUUUCAUUGCUUUGCAAAGUAUUUUGGCUCAAAAGGAUACAUUGAGAGCUUGA
Molecule: messenger RNA, 1053 nt
Organism: Arachis duranensis
Lineage: Eukaryota; Viridiplantae; Streptophyta; Magnoliopsida; Fabales; Fabaceae
Exons: 2
Coding region: 1-1053 (350 amino acids)
Source: RefSeq, a predicted model, not a curated record